GGCGGGGGCAGCGCCGGGGGCUGAGGGGGCGGAGAGGCCGGGCCGGCCGGAGCUGCGGGCUGGGGUGAGCGCGGCGGAUAGGGGGCGGAGCCCGAGCCCCAGCCCGAGCCCCAGCCCGAGCCGGAGCCGACGAGCGGCGGCCGCACUCGGACCUGGGAGCCGGUGCGCUGCCUGCGAUUCGCCCCUGAGGAGUAACUACAUCAGGAGUUGAGAGGAGCCGAGAAAGACUGUACGAUGAACGGUGACACGCGGGCUGCGGUGGUGACCUCGCCACCCCCGACCACAGCGCCUCACAAGGAGAGGUACUUCGACAGGGUGGAUGAGAACAACCCGGAGUACUUGCGAGAGAGGAACAUGGCACCGGACCUUCGCCAGGACUUCAAUAUGAUGGAGCAGAAAAAGAGGGUGUCUAUGAUCCUGCAGAGUCCCGCUUUCUGCGAAGAGUUGGAAUCAAUGAUACAGGAACAAUUUAAGAAGGGGAAGAAUCCCACAGGCCUGUUGGCAUUACAGCAGAUUGCAGAUUUUAUGACCACGAACGUACCGAAUGUCUACCCUGCAGCUCCGCAAGGAGGGAUGGCUGCCUUAAACAUGAGUCUUGGUAUGGUGACUCCUGUGAAUGAUCUGAGAGGGUCUGAUUCAAUCGCCUAUGACAAAGGGGAGAAAUUAUUGCGGUGUAAGUUGGCAGCAUUUUACCGACUGGCAGAUCUGUUUGGAUGGUCUCAGCUUAUCUACAAUCACAUCACAACCAGAGUGAGCUCUGAGCAGGAACAUUUCCUCAUCGUUCCCUUUGGACUUCUCUACAGUGAAGUGACCGCGUCCAGUUUGGUUAAAAUCAAUUUUCAAGGAGAUGUGGUAGAUCGCGGGAGCACUAAUCUGGGAGUAAAUCAGGCCGGCUUUACAUUGCAUUCUGCAAUUUAUGCUGCAAGGCCAGAUGUGAAGUGUGUGGUCCAUAUUCACACGCCAGCAGGGGCCGCGGUCUCUGCGAUGAAAUGUGGCCUCUUGCCGAUCUCCCCGGAGGCACUUUCCCUUGGAGAAGUAGCUUAUCAUGAUUAUCAUGGGAUUCUGGUUGAUGAGGAGGAAAAAGUAUUAAUUCAGAAAAAUCUGGGGCCUAAAAGCAAGGUUCUUAUUCUGCGGAACCACGGGCUUGUAUCCGUCGGCGAGAGCGUUGAGGAGGCUUUCUACUACAUCCACAACCUUGUGGUCGCGUGCGAGAUCCAGGUCCGGACUCUGGCCAGUGCAGGAGGGCCAGACAACUUAGUCCUCCUGGAUCCUGGCAAGUACAAAGCCAAGUCCCGUUCCCCAGGGUCCCCGGCAGGGGAGGGUACCAGCUCACUUCCCAAGUGGCAGAUUGGUGAGCAGGAGUUCGAAGCUCUGAUGCGGAUGCUCGAUAAUCUGGGUUACAGAACUGGCUACCCUUACCGAUACCCUGCUCUGAGAGAGAAAUCUAAAAAGUACAGCGAUGUGGAGGUUCCUGCGAGUGUCACAGGGUACUCCUUUGCUAGUGACGGGGAUCCGGGCACUGGCUCCCCUCUCAGACACAGUUUUCAGAAGCAGCAGCGAGAGAAGACAAGAUGGCUGAACUCUGGCCGGGGUGACGAUGCUUCUGAGGAAGGGCAGAACGGAAGCAGUCCCAAGUCGAAGACUAAGGUGUGGACGAACAUUACACACGAUCACGUGAAACCCUUGCUGCAGUCUCUCUCGUCCGGUGUCUGCGUGCCAAGCUGUAUUACCAACUGCUUGUGGACUAAAGAGGAUGGACACAGAACCUCCACCUCCGCUGUCCCUAACCUGUUUGUUCCAUUGAACACUAACCCCAAAGAGGUCCAGGAGAUGAGGAACAAGAUCCGAGAGCAGAACUUGCAGGACAUUAAGACGGCUGGCCCCCAGUCCCAGGUUUUGUGUGGUGUAGUGAUGGACAGGAGCCUUGUCCAGGGGGAGCUGGUGACGGCUUCCAAGGCCAUCAUUGAGAAGGAGUACCAGCCCCACGUCAUUGUGAGCACCGCGGGCCCCAACCCCUUCAGCACGCUCACCGACCGGGAGCUGGAAGAGUACCGUAGGGAGGUGCAGCGGAAGCAGAAGGGCCCUGGAGAGAUUCUGGACGAGAGCAGAGAAGAGAAGGAGAAGAGUCCUCCAGAACACCCUGCUGCCCCCCACACCCCCCCCAGCACCCCCGUCAAGCUUGAGGAAGACCUGCCGCAGGAGCCCGCCUCCAGAGAGGACAGUGACGCUGCCACCUUCAAGCCGACUCUCCCCGACCUGUCCCCUGAUGAGCCUUCAGAAGCGCUCGGCUUCCCGACAUUGGAGGAGGAGGAGGAGGAGGAAGAGGAGGAGGGGCUCUGUGAGGCCCGCGAGCCCCCCAGCCCCACCAGGUCCCCCUUGGUGGCCAGCCCCGAGCCAGCCUCCGCCCGGGCGGCUGAAGAGGCCGCCUCCCCAGCUGCCGAGGACCCUGGCAGCGACGGGUCUCCGGGCAAGUCCCCUUCCAAAAAGAAGAAGAAAUUCCGCACCCCCUCCUUUCUGAAGAAGAGCAAGAAGAGGAGUGACUCCUGAAGACCCCGUCCCGCACCAGCUGGCGCCACCAGACCGUCCCCGAUCGCGUCUCGUGUCCUGUCUUCCCGUGUAGUGGAAUGCAAAAAGCCCAGCCCUCCAUGUAGCUAGAGCUCCCCUCCCGGCCUGACCAGACCCCCACGUCCACCGGUGCUCGCCUUGCGUGUGUGCGCAGCGGCCCCCCCCCCCCCCCCCCCCCGCCGGCCCGCAGCCUCAGGUUCUGGGGGAGACGAAUCCACGUCCCUCCCAUCUGUCUGCCCCUUGGUGACACCCUCUCCCCUGGCGGUGAGAAGUCCUGGUCCCGGCCAGACGGUCGGAGGCCCUGCCGGCUCUGGCCUUGACCGCUCUCUCCUUCUGUCGUGAGGUGACCCGUGCUGUGUGCUAGGCUCCCCUUCACCCCCAGGUCUCGGGUGACUGAAUCAGACUUGUAGUUUCCUGCUGGCGUUACCUGCUGGGUGAGUGAGCUCACUCUGUGGACACAAAGCCUCAGUCCUGUGAAAACACUCACGUGCCCGCCAACGGCCCAAGGCAUAACAACAGCCUUUGAGAGGCGAGUUUGGGCUGAGCCGGAAACCCCAACAGCAAAGGGGACCUGUGUCUGCCCAGCACAAGCUAUGUGUGGUCUGAUUACCCUGAGGCCAGAAACAGGUUCAGGGGCUCCCCAUUUCUCACUCACUGGGGUCUCUGGGUUCCUGUCAUGGGGAAGAUACGUCAAGACAGGGGAAGAGUCCUUUCUAGAAUUUUUUUCAGCAGGUUUGCAAUUUACCCUACGUUUUUUACCGUGAACAGGCCUCUUUUUAGUAAGUUUUUUCUCUGCUCACUCGUCUAGGGGACGUUUUGGACCGAGAAGGGGUCUUCUCUUACCUUUAACUCUGCCUUGAAGACCCCCCUGGUUUUGGUAAAAGGCGCAAGGUACAAGACCCAGUGGUCCCUCCCUCACUGCUUACACCAGCCACUUAUGAGCCGUGACUUGCUCUCCUUGUUUGGCAUCGUGAAGUUUCACUUAACUCAGACCCCUGGGAAACCACAUGAAGCUGCUUAGCGGGACUAGUGGGUGACCCCUUCCAGGAGCUGUCCCGGUGCCAGCCUGACCAGGCACCGGCAGGCCUCCUCCCCGGGCGGACCCAUGCUCCUGACACCAAGGCAGGACCUGAGGCUGGCUGCAUGGCGCUGACCACUGCUUCGAGCUUGCUGGCGACUUGCUUUUCUCCUGUGUGUCACUUUGUUGUCAUGGUGGCGUCCGGGCGCUGAGCCCUCAGCCCGUACAGUUGACCCCGGACUCUUCACCCCUUCCUUUUGUCCCUCCCAUGCAAUGACUUUUAUUUCACUUUUGUAGUUUAUUUUAACUCUUUGUAUUACAACAUGAAGUCUAGUCGCAUAUAUGGAUACAGGCUUGGGAGGAUGGGUCCUCUGUCCUCCACUGUAACGUGUUUUACUCACAAAUAAAAUUCUUUAAGCAGUUUCCUUGUCUAAA
This is a messenger RNA of Prionailurus viverrinus (fishing cat), 4018 nucleotides long. It is a transcript of the gene ADD1, whose product is annotated as adducin 1. Gene Ontology annotation, molecular function: actin filament binding. The coding region runs from base 235 to 2547 and encodes 770 amino acids. Gene Ontology annotation, cellular component: plasma membrane; postsynaptic density; adherens junction. The transcript is spliced from 16 exons. Gene Ontology annotation, biological process: positive regulation of adherens junction organization; positive regulation of establishment of endothelial barrier; barbed-end actin filament capping. Lineage: Eukaryota; Metazoa; Chordata; Mammalia; Carnivora; Felidae. The record is from RefSeq and is a predicted model, not a curated record.